Molecule: messenger RNA, 1023 nt
Organism: Mycotypha africana
Lineage: Eukaryota; Fungi; Mucoromycota; Mucoromycetes; Mucorales; Mycotyphaceae
Product: ankyrin repeat-containing domain protein
Exons: 9
Coding region: 1-1023 (340 amino acids)
Molecular function (GO): protein binding
Source: RefSeq, a predicted model, not a curated record
AUGGCAAUGAAACAGGAGAAGAAAAGCAAAGCACCUUUUCAAUCAUUCUUUGAUUUGCAAAGAGUUGCUGUUACGAGAGGCCCACCGUCUGUUCGUCUUCGAAAUGCCGCAAAAGAGGGUAAUAUAGCGGCAGUUAGACGACUCGUGAAAAAGGUUAGCAAUAUCCAAAAUCCGGACCCAGAAACAGGAUGCACAACCUUAAUGUAUGCAACACAAUUUGGCCAUGUAGAGCUUGUUGAGUUAUUGUUAGACCUUGGCCAUGAAGACGAAGUGAUAUCAGUGGAUAACGAGGGCAUUACUGUUCUGAUGAUUGCAGCAAUGUACAAUCGUGAAGAGAUCUUUUUCUUAUAUGUCAGUAGAUACCCAGAAUGCAUUCACGCCAUAAGUAAGACCGGUUGGACUGUUCUAUUAUAUGCGGCUCAGAAUGGCAAUGCAAACCUUGUCAGCUAUUUAUUGUCUAUUUCAGCAGAUUUUGAUCAUAUCGAUAAUGAGGGCAAUUCCGCAUUGCAUUAUGCAGCAGCUUGGGGUCAUAUUACUGUCAUGGAACUACUAGUCUCUGAAGGAUGUAAUGUUGAUCUGGAAAAUAAUGAGCAUGCAACAGCGUUUGAUUACGCAUAUAGUAAAGCUGUACAGGAGCAUUUGAAAGAAAUAUCGCAAAUACCCUAUAAUGACGAGUCAACAUUAUCUAUUUCUUCGUCACAAAAGCAACAGAGUUUAGUGAAUGUACCAUACGCAUCAUCUUCUUCUUUCAAUACCAACAACACACCAAUCAACAUUUCACGAGGGCAAUCUCAUGCGGGACAUGAACUUAGCCUUAUACCCCGCGCAUCCACUUCAUCAUCAUCGCUCAUUAUACCCUCAUCCUCAGCAAUAGCAACGCCCAGUGCAACUACUAUCUCGAACUAUCAUCAGCAAAAACAAUACAGUGGCAGCCCAUCCUCAAUUUCAGAAUUGGAACGAAGAAGGGCCAGCAGUGUAGGUGAAAAACCGAAGAACACUAGGCCCUUCCAAACAGUUGAAUGA